GUGGCAGCAGCUCGCCGCUUUCUCUCGCCUUAUUACCCCCCCAGCAGCCGGCACCCUGAGCGUAAAUGACAACAGGAGAAGGGCUAGAAGACGUCGUCGUGUCGGGUGAUGGAAUAGGUGAUGUCUGAAGUACAGGGCACUGUGGAGUUUUCUGUGGAGCUGCAUAAAUUUCACAAUGUGGAUCUCUUCCAGAGAGGGUUCUAUCAGGUGAGGGCGGGGCUGAAGGUGUCCCCGCGAGUGCCACACAGGCUAAUCGUCACAACACCUGGAUACACAGGCGAGUGCAGUUUCAGCAGUGCAGGAGUUCAUGAUGGGCUGGUCUUCAGUCGGAUAUUUCAGAUCCUCUACAGGAAUGAGGAGAUCACGCUGGAGGAUCGCAUGAGCUUCAGAGUCCAUCUCUUGCUGGACGGAGAUAGGGUGGAAGAGGCACUGAGUGAAGUGGAUUUCCAGCUCAGACUCGACCUGCACUUCACGGAUGUGGAACAACAGUUGGCUGAUAUCUCCUCAGUGCCUGUCAUCAGCAGUCGGACGCUGGGUCUUCAUUUCCACCCUCAGAACGGCCUGCACCAUCACCUUCCUGUCAUGUUUGACUACUUCCACCUGUCCGUCAUCUCCAUCACUGUCCAUGCCUCCUUAGUGGCCCUGCACCAACCGCUCAUCAGUUUUGCACGCAGUGGUAAAGGGGCGUGGCUGGGGAAGGGCUCUCCGGAGAGCGAGGCUGCGCCCUCUGUGAUGUCUGUGGAGAACCUGAUGUUCGGGGCCGGAUACUGCAGACCUGUUCUAACUGAGGGAAGUUUUUACGUGCCUUCAGAGAACUGCCUGCAGAGAGCUCAUACGUGGCACCGCUCUCUCUGUCGCCUCCUGCUGGCCGCCUAUAAAGGACUGCGCUUCUAUUACACGGCCCUGAUGAACGACGUCCCUCAGCUGCCGCGUGUGGAGAUAGAGGACCUGCUGAUUGAGGAGACACUGAACAAGCUGACCAUCGAGCUGCAGUUACAGAGUGGUCAUGAGAAGGUGGCUGAGCAGAUAACGAGAGAUCUCUCUCAGCUCUGUGCGAAGCUGGCGUCUCUUUGGGCUCAGUUUUUGGAGGCUGCCGUCCCAAACCCGCAAAUCCGCACCCACCUGGCCCAAGAACAUCACACACUCAGGGUCAGGAGAUUUUCAGAGGGCUACUUCUUCACUGAACACCCCAAAGAAUCCUCCCUCACCUUUCAGGAGGACCUUAUCAAUAAGCAUGCUCAGGUGGCGGUGGAGUUACGGAGUUCAGACUACAUGAGCCGAAUGCCCCCUUUGCCCAUCGAGUGCCUGGACAUUGACGGCGACUGGAGCAGCCUGCCAAUCAUCUUCGAGGACAGAUAUGUGGACACGCCCUGUUUAGAUUAUACGUCACAUGUGCCAACCCCGCCUAUCUCAACCACUCAGCAGUCUGCUGAUUCCACUGAGAUGGUUGACCAUACCACCACACCAGCAGAGGGAAGUCCAUAUUCUCACUCACCAGCAAUAACCCCUGAGGAUCCUUCCUGUGAGGACUACAUGGACCUGCCCACAUACAUGGCUCUGAUUGGCCAGGAGAGAGACUUUGUCAUAGACAGGGAGGGGAACGUGGCUGAAUCUGAAAAUCUAACUGGCUGCGUAGAUGGGACGGUGCAUAUAGACAGAACUGAAACUGACUUGGAGUCCAUAGUCAAAUUAAGGACUGAAAGUAGAGAGGACCCAAGCAGCCAUCAAAAUAGUGUGGAAAGUGCUGAAUCUGUCUCAGAAUCAGACAGAUUAGACUCCAGAGAAAAAGCAAAUUCUCAACAGGUCGAACACUUUAAAACACCCGUUCCUGAAAUGUGCACUGAACCUACAGAUGUUACAGAUGUAACUGUAGGAUCGUCUCGGGCAGACAGUGGCCUGCUAAUGUCGGGGCAUCUCUCCAGCAGUGGUCUGAGGUACAUUGAUGUCAGACCCAGUGAUUCGGACCCAUACAGGGGAGACGAAGUGCUGCUUGUCCAGUCAAACAUCACAGAAGUUGUUGGCCACGUCGACCCCGAUGGUCCUGAGCUCUCUCUUCAUAACCACCACGACAACAAGAUCGAAUCCAGCUUGGAGAGGCAUGGCGAUGAGGACGCAGAUGAGACGUCCACAGAGGCACCGUCUUUAACGCAAGCAAAGGACGAUGGUAUCGGGGAUACAAUGUUGUCAAACUCUGUUUCGCACACCCCUACAACUGACCGACCAAUAACACCACCGCAUAACACACACAGUGUCCUGCAGCCUGAGACUCCACCUAGAGGUGGGUUUCUAGGUAGAUCCAAUAAGGUAAUAAAACGUUCUUCCUCCGUGAUCUCCGACUCAGGCAUUGAGAGCGAGCCCAGCUCAGUGGCCUGCUGGCCCCUGGACAGCCGCAGCGGGGUAACAGGAGGUCGCGACUCCCUCCAGCAGCAGCACCUGAGCCGUCGACGGGCAGCCCAUCGCAGCUCCCUGGAGGGGCUUCAGACAGAGAGCCAUGGCAGCCUCCCCAGUGCCACGCAAGCCUCGUUGACCUCCAUCAGCUCCCUGCCAUACGAAGAUGAGGAAGAGGAGCGGCAGAGGCAGCUGAACACCCUCACCAAGUCCGCCUCCGCUCCACAAAUCAACAGCCCUGAUGACACCGAGAAUGACCAGGAACCGGCCACUCAGCAGAGGCGAAACACUGAGGAGACUGGCCAAAGGAAGGCGGUCCUUGAGACCAGUCAAAUGAGAAGGAAUCGGGAAGGCAACAGUAAGGAAGUGCCUAGUCAGGAGGUAUUCGAGAAGAUGUCAUCCAAUCAGGAAAAGGCUGCAGAUACCAAAGCUGAUGCUGGGCUGAUAAGUGCUGUGCAAGAAGUAUUGCUUUUCCAGCAGUUUGUAACAGAAACAUCUGAUGACGGUCUGGCAGACCAGCAAGAUGAUAUAGAAGAAAGCAACGACGUUCUGCAUGUGGAAGACCCAAGUCUGCUUGAUGAUGACACUGGGAUAUGUGCCUGUGAAACUGAGUGCUGCGAACACAAGGGGGCGCCAGAGUCAGUUAAUGAUCCUGUUAACCACGAUGACAUUAGUUUCCAUCACAUCCAUCUGAAUGAGCUUGAGGAUGGCAAAGUUCUGGGGAACCUUACAGACUCACCAACCAAUGAAAACCAAAGCAGCCAUAAUGUUGCCAGCCUAACUAUCAAUGAGAAAGAGAGGCCCACUGACCUCACAGCUCCUGCCAAUGGGAGAGAGCAAAAAGGGCUGGAGGGCCAGACAAGAGCCAAUAAGGUGCCGAGUUCAGGCUUGGCAUUCGUGAAUAAGAAGGUUGUGGAGGUGGUGAACCUGUCCGUGUCAUGCGCCCCAACCUGCCUGCCCUUUUCUUCCGUCCUCCGUGACUCACCAUCCGUCAGUGGACUCUCGGCCCGUCAGGCUACUUCCCCCAUUACCCACCAGCCGCUAGGUUCUUUUGGAAUCAUCUCCUCCUCUUCCUCUUCCCUGUGUGCUGAACAGGAGAUCAGUGAGAGGAUGCUGAAUUUUUAUAAGGCUAAAGAGGCUUUUCUGAGGAAGUUAGCAUUCAGAGCCACUCUUUACAGCGAUCUUCCUUUGCUGGCAUCUGAUCAUCCAUACUUCCCCCCAGAAGAGGAGGAUGAGGAGUUUGAGGAUGGAAUCCACUUAGUAGUGUGUGUCCAUGGUUUGGAUGGUAACAGUGCGGACCUGCGUUUAGUGAAGACCUUCGUAGAGCUUGGCCUGACAGGGUCCAGACUAGACUUCCUCAUGUCUGAACGCAACCAGACCGACACGUUUGCAGAUUUUGACACCAUGACUGACCGCCUGCUUGAUGAGAUCAUUCAGCACAUUCAGCUCUACAACCUCACCGUGGGCAGAAUCAGUUUCAUUGGUCAUUCUCUGGGCAACGUCAUCAUUCGCUCAGUGCUGACAAGACCACGAUUUCGCUGCUACCUCAGCAAACUACACACCUUCCUCUCUCUAUCUGGACCUCACCUCGGCACGCUGUUCAACAACAGCACACUAGUCAGCACAGGACUGUGGCUGAUGCAGAAGCUAAAGAAGUCAGGCUCCCUGCUGCAGCUCACCUUCAGAGACCACCCAGACCCCCGCCAGACCUUUCUCUACACACUAAGCCAGAAACCAGGGCUGCAGUUUUUUCGGAACGUGGUGUUGGUGGCCUCUCCUCAGGACCGCUACGUCCCCUUCCACUCAGCCAGGAUAGAGAUGUGCAGGACAGCUCUCAGAGACAGAACCACAGGUCCAGUGUACACAGAGAUGAUCAACAACUUGCUGCAGCCGCUGCUGGACGCUCCAAACUGCCGGCUGAUCCGUCAGAACGUGUUCCACGCUUUACCCAACACGGCCAACACGCUGAUCGGCCGAGCGGCGCACAUCGCCGUGCUGGACUCUGAGCUUUUCCUCGAGAAGUUCCUGCUCGUCGCCGGCCUCAACUACUUCAAAUAGCGGCUUUAACGAGCCAAUCAGAAAGCCCCGAAAGUAGCAGCGGGUUUCAAACGGCCAGUCACAUCACACGGCAGUGUCAACGGGUCUGUUCGAUUAAACGCGACAGGUCACACCGGACCAAUCAGAACCAGCGGUCAUCUUGUUUAACAAGCCGAUCAAAAUGAUCUUAACAGAUUACAUCAGGGCUCCUCUAGUUCAAAUGGCCAAUCAGAUUGCACCGCAAACGUUUAAGAGCGAGUGGCAGUCGGAAAGCGGGGCAGUAUAUACGUAUAUAAAUGUUGUACAGUAUGUAAAGUAAUUAUAUAGUGAGAAGUAUAUAAUAUUCAGAGGCUCAAACAAGCCUUAAAUCAGAAGAUAUUAACACAGCUUUGAGAAUUAGCUCAGUUCUCUGUUCCAAACGAGUGUCGUCCGUGUCCCAUCCGAAUGUACGUGUUGUAUGUACUGUAACAGAUAGACGUGUCCAACCUUCGAAACGUAUUUAAGAUCAAAAGCAUUUCCUCAUUGCUGUUCAUGACUUGAAGUGGUCGAAAUCACUGGACUCUUAAUACUUGAAGAAAAAAAAAUAGCAAAGAGUUUCUGGCAGGGUUGCGUUUGUAAAUUUGUUACGUUAAAUUCAUGCCACUUAGAGAAAUGCUGUAAGACGUUCCUCCAUGUGAAGAAACAACUAUUUUCAUAUAUAUUUUUUUUAACUGCGGCAUUCGUGUUUUGUUUCAUUUUCGUUUUAGCGUCUAUGUAGUGAGUCGGAAAUCAUCGUGAAACAAGCCAAAUCGCCAGUGUUCUUCGUACAGUAGUGCGACGUGUGUUCUGUAAACAUCCCCGUACCCGUCAGUUUCCGGUGCAUGGAGAUACCAGAGAUUUUUGUCAGAAAGUGUUGACAAUAUAUUGCCUUAAAUGAUCAAAAAGGCUUGUAUUUAUCAGCGUUGUCCUCUGUUAUUGUUACGCUGUCCUGUCUUACUCUCUCUUUUGUUUUUAAUGUUGUUGGUUCAUCGUCACUUGUGGCUGCUGAGGCCGAAUCUGGUUGUUUGAACUCUCACUGUCAUUAUUUUUCCCUUCACACUCUUAAAAUGAGUUAUUUGAGCAAUGCCAUAGAACCACUUUAGUCCCCUGAAGAACCGUGGACAGUGUGUUACUUUAAGGAACACAGGGAUUUAUUCGCAAGGAACCUAUUAAAGCUCUUGUGAGCCACAGUAUACGUGUACAAAGCGUGUCCUUUGAAAGUUUUUCACCAACAUUCUCCUCUUUCAGUGUAAACUGGGCAGCACUCAUCUUGGGUAGCGCUUAGGUCAGCAGUCCCCUCACUGUCACAAGGCUGAUGUGGGUUAUCCUGCCCAUACAGCUUUAACAAAACUUUCUCUUGGGUCGGAGAAACUGGGACUGGGAAUCCACUGUUUAGCCCCCCCCCAAAAAAAUCAGAUUUAAUCGUAUUGAGGUUAGAGACCUUAUUAUUAUGCUUGACUUAAAUGUGGUAUUUUUCUGGAAAUUUCUGUGCACAACAUACUGGGAAAAAACGAAUUAAUUGUAAAAUAUGCGAUAUCUUCUGCACAGUGUAGGCUUUUUCCCCCCCAAUGUAUUUAAUCCAGCAAAAAAAACAGUAAUUGUGUAUUAAAAUGUGCAGAAGAGCGUCUCUGUAGAGGAUGCGUCACUUAGAAAAUCAACAAAACAUCAUUUGACCAACAGUUCAUUUUCGUUUUAGCGUCUGUGUAGUGAGUUGGAAAUCAUCGUGAAACAAGCCAAAUCGCCAGUGUUAUUCGUACAGUAGUGCGACGUGUUCUGUAAACCUCCCCAUACCCAUCAGUUUCUGGUGCAUGGAGAAAUCAGAGAUUUUUCUCAGAAAGUGUUGGAAAUAUAUUGCCUUAAAUGAUCAAAAUGGCUUGUAUUUAUCAGAGUUGUCCUCUGUUAUUGUUACCCUGUAACAUAACUUCUUUGCAGUCGCGGGUCGGAGAAACUGGGACUGGGAACGUUGGAGUGAUGGAUGUCAAUCGCAUGUGCUCACCAAUAUAUUAGGCCACGCCCAGACAGUUCUCAGAUGGGUCUAAUCGGCUGUUUUUAAGCCGUGUUUCAUCAUAUUUCUAUUUUUUUGAAGUUUGCUGGAUGUUCAAUAUAACUUAAUUUUAGUAUCAUACAAACUUUUCUAGCAUUUUAUCCUGUGUUCCCUGAGCCCUUAAGGUCUCGUUCAUUGCUCAGUAAAGCCAUACUUUGACAGUUGCAUUAAUGAGCAAUAAACACUUAGUUAAGACUGUUAUGCAAUUUUUUAAGCAUAAAUGAAUCACCUAAUUUCAUAUCUUAUUAGUAUAUAGGGCGGCACGGUGGCGCAGUGGGUAGCACAAGAAGGGCCUGGGUUCGAUUCCCCGGCCGGGCGACCAGAGUCCUUUCUGUGUGUUUGCAUGUUCUCACCAUGUCUAUGUGGGUUUCCUCCCACAGUCCAAAGACAUGCAGUCAGGCCAGUCGGAGAUGCUAAAUUGCCCCUGGGUGUUAAUGUGUAUGUCUGUGUCUGCCCUGCAAUGGACAGUCCAAGGUGUUUCCUGCCUUCUGCCCAAUAAGCGCUGGGAUAGGCUCCCGCGACCCGGGAGGAUAAGCGGCUUAGAAAAUGUGUGUGUGUAGUAGUGUAUAGUGUAUUCUAGGUAGCAUCAGGAGUUGAUUACUUUAGAUCUAGUAAGAGUUUAAUAAUAAACAUGUAAGCUCAGAAUAUUUUCUAAAUGAAUCUCAACCAGUUUUAACAACCAAAUGCAGAUAAAUUGUAUGAAAGACUUUUCAAUCUUGAGUCAAAAUAUCAUGAAUAGGUAUUGAAUUUGUGAUGCAAAUAGACUUAAAAAAAGACUUAAGAGUCACUUAUAUAGAACUUAUAGGAAUAAAGUGGUGCUAAUUAUAUUCUAAUAUGAAUUUAUAUCAUUUGUGCUCAAUAAUUUGAAAAACAAUAUCUUAACAAACCAUUUAUUGUGCAUUGUUACAUCUCCUACUGCAGUUAUUAGUGACUUUCACAAAACACAGUUAUGUACUAAUAUAAGUCAUACUGAAUGGAUCUAAAUGCACAGUGAAUAAAACAGUAAGAAAUGUUUAAUUUGGCUUUAUUGAAGAAAGAACAAGACUGUAAUUGACGUAAACUUCUUUAAAAUAAAAUGUUUGUAAAUGAGCUGUGCAUGUGUGAAGAUCCUUUAGGUAUAAAGAACCUUCAUGUAAAAUAAAAGCUCCUUACCAAUUUAAAUUUAUCCUAGAACCUUUAUGUUAUACGGAGGUUCUUCGAACAUUAUCAAAAUUCUCCACACUCGCGUGUCUCGUUUAGAAAGAUGGUUCUCUAAAGAACCACCUAUUGAAAAGUUCUUUAGGGAAAUAAAGAUGGUUCUUCUAUGGCAUCAAACAAGCAACCCUUUGACACCUGACACCUUUAUUUUUAGGACCGCAAGAGAUCUGUGUACCUUACGAUUUAUGAUUUUAUUUAUUUUAUUCUGCGUGUGUUUUGUAUGAAAAUCCAUCAUUAAUUAACAAAAUGUGUUAGAACACAAAGCCUUGUGGGUACUCUAGUCCUUUCUUACCACAGUUGUUUACAUUGUCGUAGCAUGAUGGUGUACCGAAUGAUUUUGUUGGUAUUAUUAAUGUAGAAUCGGAUACAUACAGUCACCCUGUUCAUCUCAGUCUGAAGUGUUUUCACAUUUUUUAUGUAGAAUCUUGUUCAUUUAUGUUCAGCCUGGCUAAUUACUUAACGAGCCUAAGUUACUGAAGUGAAGCACUUACCGCUACCUAGCCAAGUAGCCAAAAA
This is a messenger RNA of Colossoma macropomum (tambaqui), 8200 nucleotides long. It is a transcript of the gene fam135b, whose product is annotated as family with sequence similarity 135 member B. The record is from RefSeq and is a predicted model, not a curated record. NCBI's taxonomy places the organism in Eukaryota, Metazoa, Chordata, Actinopteri, Characiformes, Serrasalmidae.